This is a messenger RNA of Halichondria panicea, 1281 nucleotides long. RefSeq names its product developmentally-regulated GTP-binding protein 2-like. The record is from RefSeq and is a predicted model, not a curated record. The transcript has 12 exons. Bases 99 to 1196 code for a protein of 365 amino acids. Gene Ontology annotation, biological process: cytoplasmic translation. Gene Ontology annotation, molecular function: GTPase activity; GTP binding. NCBI's taxonomy places the organism in Eukaryota, Metazoa, Porifera, Demospongiae, Suberitida, Halichondriidae. Gene Ontology annotation, cellular component: cytoplasm.
GUAAUUUCACCAUUAACGAUCUUUACCUAAAGCACAGUUGUCCAUGUGUAUGUGUUUUUUGUUCAGCCGAAAAAUAACAGAACAGUCUCCUGUAAACCAUGGGCAUCCUUGAAAAGAUAUCUGAGAUUGAAAAGGAAAUAGCAAGGACCCAGAAAAACAAAGCCACUGAGUACCAUCUGGGAUUGUUGAAGGCAAAGCUUGCCAAGUAUCGAGCACAGUUGUUGGACCCUCCAAAGUCAGCAGGUGCUGGAAAGGGCGAAGGCUUCGAUGUGAUGAAGUCUGGUGAUGCCCGAGUGGCAUUAGUUGGAUUCCCCUCUGUUGGCAAGUCUACCCUCCUCAACAAGCUCACCUCCACACACAGCGAGUCAGCCAGCUACGAGUUCACCACCCUCACCUGUAUACCAGGGGUCAUUCAGUACAAUAAUGCCAACAUUCAGUUGCUGGAUUUACCCGGGAUCAUAGAAGGAGCUUCUCAAGGCAAGGGGCGUGGUCGUCAGGUGAUUGCAGUGGCCCGUACGGCUGACCUUGUCCUCAUGAUGCUUGACGCUGGUAAAGGUGACAUACAGAGGAGGUUACUGGAGAAGGAACUCGAGGCAGUGGGCAUACGACUCAACAAGAAAGUCCCUAACAUUUACUUUAAGGUGAAGAAAGGAGGAGGUAUGUCCAUCAACUCUACUAUCACUCUCACCAAAAUGAGCGAGAGAUUGGCACAGCUCAUUCUACACGAGUACAAGAUAUUCAACUGUGAGGUACUGUUCAGAGAAGACUGCACUGCAGAUGAUUUUAUUGACAUCAUUCUAGGAAACAGAGUCUACCUGCAGUGCCUCUAUUGCUAUAACAAGGUAGACCAGAUCAGCAUGGAGGAAGUGGACCGUUUGGCACGGGAACCGGACAGCAUUGUGAUCAGCUGUGAGAUGGAACUGAACCUGGACAUCCUCCUCAGUCGAGUGUGGGACUACCUCUCCCUCAUUAGGGUCUACACAAAGAAAAGGGGAGAACCUCCUGAUUUCAAGGACGGGCUUAUUUUGAGGAAGGGUUGUACAGUUGAUCAUGUGUGCCAUGCCAUUCAUCGAACCAUUGUGGACACGUUCAAGUACUCCCUCGUCUGGGGUACGAGCACCAAGUACAGCCCCCAGAGAGUAGGACUACAGCACUCCAUGAACGAUGAGGAUGUUAUACAAGUAGUAAAGAAAUGACAUUACUAGCACCAUAAUUGUUUGUAUUCAAUCAUGAAACAUCAGCUGAUUGCUAAAAUAAGCGUUCAUACUGUAUAAUAAACAA